CUGGGCCGGGCCGAUCCCCUCCCCGCUGCCGCCUCCUCCUGGGCUGGGCCCGCGGUGUCUCGUCCCCUCGCGGAGCCGCUCCUGCCGCCGCCGCCGCCUCCUCAUUCAUCCUCGUGCACCAUAGGCGGCACAGGCACCAAGAUGUCCAACCGAGUGGUCUGCCGGGAAGCCAGUCACGCCGGGAGCUGGUACACAGCCUCAGGACCGCAGCUGAAUGCACAGCUAGAAGGUUGGCUCUCACAAGUACAGUCGACAAAAAGACCUGCUAGAGCCAUUAUUGCACCCCAUGCAGGAUAUACGUACUGUGGAUCUUGUGCUGCCCAUGCUUACAAACAAGUGGAUCCAUCUAUUACCCGGAGAAUUUUCAUCCUUGGGCCUUCUCAUCAUGUGCCCCUCUCUCGAUGUGCACUUUCCAGUGUGGAUAUAUAUAGGACACCUCUAUAUGACCUUCGUAUUGACCAAAAGAUUUACGGAGAGCUAUGGAAGACAGGAAUGUUUGAACGCAUGACUCUACAGACAGAUGAAGAUGAACACAGUAUUGAAAUGCAUUUGCCUUAUACAGCUAAAGCCAUGGAAAGCCAUAAGGAUGAGUUUACCAUUAUUCCUGUACUGGUUGGAGCUCUGAGUGAGUCAAAAGAACAGGAAUUCGGAAAACUCUUCAGUAAAUAUCUAGCGGAUCCUAGUAAUCUCUUUGUGGUUUCUUCUGAUUUCUGCCAUUGGGGUCAAAGGUUCCGUUACAGUUACUAUGAUGAAUCCCAGGGGGAGAUUUAUAGAUCCAUUGAACAUCUAGAUAAAAUGGGAAUGAGUAUUAUAGAACAAUUAGAUCCUGUAUCUUUUAGCAAUUACUUGAAGAAAUACCAUAAUACUAUAUGUGGAAGACAUCCCAUUGGGGUGUUAUUAAAUGCUAUCACAGAGCUCCAGAAGAAUGGAAUGAAUAUGAGCUUUUCCUUUUUGAAUUAUGCCCAGUCAAGCCAGUGUAGAAACUGGCAAGACAGUUCCGUGAGUUAUGCAGCUGGAGCACUCACAGUCCACUGAAGCUCUGAAUCCUCAGGGAUGCCACCUGCACAUACUCAUACUCUGUCUGGGGUCCCAGCCUAGCCUCUACCAAGAUAUUGGUUCUGGUUUGGGGGGGGGAUUCUGAAACCUCAAACUAAUAGAACUUUCUUCUCUUUUCUAGUAGGUGUAGUCCUUCUUAAUUUCAGUUCAUUAAAAAAUGCUUUAUAGUUUUGGGCAGUGGAAGGAAGGCUGGCAUCAAAAAUAUUUUGAUUAUAAAAGGUGACAAUGUAAGGCCCAGUUGUGGCAGACAGAUUUUUGAGAGUAACUUGUAAAGCAUUUACCAUAUCCUAAAUUUGCACUCUUUGCAGACUUGUGCACAUAUAUUCCGCUUUCAGAAUAGUUUUGCAAAUUGUACACAAACAAACAAAAAGGGGUGGAAGCUUUUUAAUAAAGAAAUUGCAUUUAUAAAUGAUCUGUAUUAGAAUAUAAUAAAUCUCCAGUUAUAGACAAUUACUACCCGUAUUGUACAACAGAUACCUUCUAUUUUAGUUGCUAAUAAAGGGCUACACAACUCAAAAUAGUCUGAUUUAAACUUAUUGCUCUGUGGUAUAUGAAAAUUGUUUUUUAUUAAUUCCAUCUCAGAAUUGUUAAAUAUGGUAACCCCCAGCUCUUAUGUAAAAAUAUAUUAGGAUGUAUUUUAUAUUUUACCUAUUUAUGUGAUAUUUUUUAAAUCACAGAAAUGAGAGUUAUAUAAUUUUAAAGUUAACUUUUAAAAUUACAUUCAUUUGUCUUUUUGUGUGUGACAUCCCUUUAUGUCAUUACUAUAUUGUAAUAGAAUAUAGUGAAAGAACAUACCUGUAGUCCUUUACUUCAAAUAUCAUGUUUGACAGUCUGCAAAUGAGGAAACAUUGAAGAGUGGUGUUAGUGAUUUUCAAAUCAUUGCAGACCAAACACUGCUAUACUUUUGUAGUGUUUUAAUCAAUUUGACCCUUUUACUUGAAUUUUUAGUAAGAAAUCAUUAACAAUAUCAAUAAUAACAACAAAAACCCACUGGACUUAAACUUUUACAAUUUUUGUUGUUGUAAUUUUUGGUGCGGUUCUUCCAACUAAAAUUAUGGUAUGGUGUUGUAUUUCUUUCUUUUAACACAGACAAAUUGUAGAUACUUUAAGGAAAAAAAAAGUAAUUUGUUCACUCACUGAAAAAAAAAUUUAGCUACCAUUCAUGUUCUAUAUUAUACUUAUUUUAGCACAACAUUGGGUAUCCACAUUAUAUUGCAGAGUGCUUAUAUCUUCAGUGUUAUGCCGAAAUAUAGCAAUUUUAGAUGCCUUGUACCAAUUGUACUUAAAGAUUUGCAUUCUCAUUUAUUAAAUAUCAACUCCCUAAACUCAAGAAUGAAAUAAAAUACCAUUACCUUUUGGAUUCAAAAUUACGCACCUACAUAUGUGUAGAAAUUGUAGUUUUCCACAUUAGUGAUUUGUUUUUCAUCAUUUAGAUACACUUUUGAGUACCAUAAAUAUUUAUUUUUUGUUUAAUAUACAUUUUAAAAGUUUCCAAAUUGAGUACAGAAUGAAGUUUUAAAAGAAUGUUUUCUGAAUAUCAUAGAAACAUAAGCAUUUUAGAAAAUUUGGAAAAUAUUGAGAAGUGUAAAGAAAAGGAAAUAUAAUCUGUAAUUUCACGGCCCAGAGAUAAUACUGUUAAUAUUUUUCUGUGUUUUCUUUUAGUAUUUGUCUAUGCUAUUUACAUGUAUGAAUGUGUGUAUAUGUGUUUGUAUGGGUGUAUAAUAACAAAAUUAAGAUAUUGCUGACCAUAUAGUUGUUUACCCUGGUUUUUAUAGCCUAACAUCAUAUCAUAAGCACCUACUUCUGUCUUUGUAAAUGGUUUUUUAAAAAUGGAUGGCUAAUAUUCUGUUGUCUAUGAAAAUGCUAUAACCAGUUCUCUCUUUGGGUGUUAGGUUGUUUCUAAUCUUUCACAAUUUUAUAGUGGGAUGGACAUCCUUAUAUAUAAAAUUCAAGUUCUAUAUUAGACUUGUUCUCUAGGAUAUAGUUAUAGGAAUAGAAUAAAUAGUUUACAUAGUAAUAACUUCUUAGACUUUUUAAAACAUUGCCAAAUUACCCUUCAGAAAGAUUGUACCAAAUUAGUAGCAUUGGGUACCCAUUGUGGUGCCCCUUCACAAACAUAAUUUUUUUGAUCUUUGACAAUUUGUAAAGAAACUAAUUGGAUGUUUCUUCAGUUUUAUUUUAUAUUAUUUUACUAAAAAUUGCUUCCUAGUUGAUCAUUUACUGUUCUGUACUUUUAUAGUUGAUUGAUUUUAAAAAAGACAAGAGGAUUGCUGAGGUUGAGUGGCGUUAACAGUCCUGCACUUUUAAAACUAGAAUAUUUCAAUCUUACUCCACCCUUUUGUGGAACAUGAGCAUAUCUUUUCUAUCUAAUUAUGAAGUAGAAGGAAUUCCAAACUGAUAGUUGAAUGUUGGGUUUUAGUUUCAUCUCUGCCCCUCGUUAGCUUUCUCAUCUAUUUCAUGUCACAUUGGAAUUUUCACAUCUGUAAAACAUGGAGAUGUCUCAAAGUACUUUGAUGUUAUUAUUUCAUUUUUUAAUAGAUUAUGGUGUCACAUAUGUUAAAUAGCUACAUGAUUGAAUUAGAUCAGAGGAAUUAUCUUUUGACUUCAACUCUAUGUAGGUGAAAAUGAAAAUCUUGUUCUUUAACUUAAAAGGGAAAUUAAUUUGCAUUAUUUAAUGCAGUUAAUAUUACCUAAAUUGUUGAUCUUAAGCUUUCCUAUUUUAAGUGCCUUUAAAAUUUUUUUUAUAUUUCAAAUUUAAGAUGUGAAGGAAAUUAUUAGUAGUUCUGUACAGUUGCUUCUUUAUUAUGUAUUUUUGAGUUGUUGGCAGCAGCUUUUUUUUUAACCAUAAAUUUCACAGAGCAGAAUAUUCAUGGAUUCUUCACUGUCCCACUAGUGGUUCCUUGAGAAAUAUAUGUUAAAGAUUAGGUCAGUAAUCAGGUAAGUGCUCAGUCUUGGGUGAUAUUAAAUCUUGUACAGAGUAGAAUAAAGAACUAGCCAGAUGUUCUAGUGCUUAUAUUUACAUAUUUUAAUGUGAAUAUUGGUUUCCUGAACUAGUUAAUAGUUAUUGUUCUAGAUCUCAAAUUUUGCCUUGGAAGCAAAUAGUUCAUUCCCCUAGAUUAGGGGUUGGCAGAUGUUUCCUGUGAAGGACCAGAUAGUAAAUAUUUUAGGCUUCACAGGCUCUAUGGUCUCUAGGUACAACUCUUCUCCUUUGCCAUUGUAGUACAAAACUAGCCAUAGACAAAAUGGAGUCAAACAAAUGUGAAUAUAUUUUAAUAAAACUUUAUUUACAUAAUAAUGGUGCACGGGAUUGGCCUGCAGACCAUAAUUUGCUGCCUGUUGUCCUAGAUUGUAUAGUUUGUUUGUUGUUCAAAGUUAGCUAAAAAUCGAAACUGCAACAAGUGAUUUUAAGUUUAUUCUUUUCAACCAUGUCUUGAGUUGAUGCAGUCUAAUUGGAUUUGAGUGUUAUGAUCACAAAGGCAAAUGGAACCCAGUAUGGAAAACUAGGUCUUUAUUUGCUGAAAUCCAUUGAGUUUACUUUGCUGACUUAUUAAUCAAAAGGAGGGAUCAGUGGAGAUUGAUUGUUACAAAUUCUUUAUUUUUUAUUUUGGUUCUGGGGGUUGAACCCAGUACUUGUGCAUGAUAAAGUACAUGUACUACUGCUGAGCUACAUCCUUAACCUGUUGCAAAUUCUUUAAAUUAAGUUUUGGCUACCUAGAUGAUAGCAAAGGAUAGAUCAAAUGUACCUUUUGAUCUACCUGAGUAUUUUAGGACACUAGACCAAUAUUUUUUUAAAAACUAUGAAAUGUGAGAGUUUAUUUUGCUAUGUAGACUUUUGGAAAAAUAACUACUAUCUUCUAUCAUUUUAUUUAAACAAUGACCCCCAUCCCCCCACCCCUCACACUAUUAAGGAAUGUCUUAAACUCAGAAUAAAGGAGAGUAAUUUAACUUGAAUAACGUUAAGUUGAUAAAAACAAUUACUACAUUGUUACCUUCUCAUUUAUUCAGUAUCACUGUGAGGAAAACACAUACCUCAUCAAGUAAUAGUAUCUAGUAUAUAAAGUGGCACCUGGGAAUAGCUGUGAUAUAGUUGUUGAAAAACCUAAUGUAGUCGUAAAGUGUUAACAGUCAUAAGUCACAUGCAUUCUGCUGUUUAGACUAAAAAUUGUAUCCUAUUAGGUUAAAUUGUAAGUGCCACAUAGUAAGAGGACCACUAUGAACUGGAGUGGCAAUACAGAGGCAACCAAAAUGAUGAAGGCCUAUGUGAAGAGUAGGAUGUAGUUGAAGAAAUUUGUGAUAUUUAUUUUGGAGAAGAUAAGUUUAAGGAGAGGGGGUUUUCUUUAGAUGUUUCAAUGAUAGUCAAAUAUAAGAGGAAUAGAAUUGUUGUGUUUUAUAGGUAGAAAAUUAGGAGUAAAAAAUAAUGGUUUCUGGUUCCACAUAUAAUGUACUAUAUGAGGAUUUCUAGUAAUGAAAAUUGGCUCUGUCCUCAUAAAAUCAUUGGAAAUAUUCAGACAAAAUUUAGGUGAGUGAUUUUCAAAGUAGAAUUCUCAAAGUAGAACUAAUAAAAACUUCAAUAUCACCUGGAGAUAUUUUAUAGAUGCAUAUAACUUUAAUAAUUACUAUUAUAUAUCACCAAGCUAAUGAAAUUAGUACAAAUAAAAUGGAAUUUACCAGGGGUUGGGGUUGUGGCUCAGUGGUAGUGCACUUGCCUAGCAUGUAUGAGGCACUGGAUUCGAUCCUUAGCUUCACAUUAAAAAAAAAUAAAUAAAAUAAAGGUAUCGUGUCUAUCUACAACUAAUAAAGAAAUGAUUUUUAAAAAAUAGAAUUUAUCUCUUGUAUAAAACUUAAAUUAUUUUUAAAUAAAAAAUAAUUUUAAUUACUUAUCACUAACUUUGAACAGAUUAUAAGUUGAAAAGAUGAUUAUCACUUGAUGGUAGAGCCUUUAGAUCAAUUAGUUCCUUUGUUUUAGUUAAAGCAUUUAGAUAGAAAACAAAGUUCUGGCUAUUUUCUAAUAUAAAUUUAAAUUGAUCUUUGAAUAAGUGGCUACUUUCUUAAACAGGUGCUUCUUCAGUCUAAAACACAGCCAUAUCAGUAGCAGAAAAGGGUACUGAAAAAAGUAACUGUUUUUGUAUCUUGGUGUCAGAAUAUUAGGAGGAAAACCAAAAUCAGCUGGCAGAUAAAAUUUUUCCUGUUGUUUUUCUGUUACUCUCAGCACACAACCUGCAUGUAUGACUGAGUGGUGUAUGGCAUGCCAUCAUUAGUGACCAUGCUUCACAUUCUUAAGAUGCUCCCUCAGGUAAUAGUGAUAACUGAGACCUCUGUCUCCUUAAGGUUGCUAUUUUGGGUGGAUUUUGUUUGCCUAUCUUAUCUCUACAAGUUCAUUACUACUAUGUGAAGAACUUUAGUGUUUCAGAUUUGUCAUGUAUUCCAGGGUUUUCUGUGGAUUCCAGAGUGGUUUAACCUAGAUGUAUUAGAUUAUUCUUCAUGUGUGGAUGUGCAGAGGUAUGCUUGCACAUUCAGAGUUUUGGUCAUCACACUAUGAAAAUAAUGGGGGAAAAAAGCCAGUUUUUUUGAAAGCCAUAAUAUAAUGCAAUUGGUUUCUUAUUAUAAAUUGUAAAUGAUGUUCAAGUGCACACUUCAUACUGCAAAGUAAAGUUUGUAACUAUUUGACGUGGUCAUAUUUCCCUGUCAUCCUAAUAAUGAAACCAAAGUGAAUAUACAUGGGCCAUUAUUAAAAAAAAAAAAAAAAAAAAAAAAAAAAGCUACUAAAGGCCAAAUGUAUUCAACUAUAAGGAGGACCUGAGUUCUGAUCUUGAAUCUGUCAAUGUAAACUUCUGAAGAAUAUUUUAUUUUUUCUGACCAUGAUAUUCUGAGUUAUUUACCUGAUGUGAUGUUAUAUACAUUUAAGUAAAAAGUGCUAAAACAAGAUGAAAACUAAAACAGCAGAUCAUAUUGACUGAGUUUUGUGAGUUUCUAAAAAAAUAAAGGUAUUUUUAACUUAACUUUUUUAUAAAUGGAAUUUUUUCUGAGAAUUUUUUUCCUUUUAAAAUGUAUUCUUUUGAAUCUGAUUAAUAAGUAGACAUUCAAUUGGUGUUUGUUCAGUUUCAUUGAAUUGAAUGUUGAAGCAAGGAGAGCAAGUGACAAUUUUGAUGUAAAAUAUUUUAAAAAUGCUGGUUGUGGUGGUGCACGCCUGUAAUCCCAGUGGCUUGGGAGGCUGAAGCAGGAGGAUUGUGAGUUCAAAGUCAGCCUCAGCAGAAGUGAGGCACUAAGCAAUUCAGUGAGACCCUGUCUAUAAAUUAAAUACAAAAUAGGGCUGGGGAUGUAGUGCUCAGUGGUUGAGCACCCCUGAGUUCAAUCCCUAGUACCCCCCCCCAAAAAAAAAAAAAUUUCUAAACGCCAGGAAUAUGUAAACCUUUUAAUUGGAAGCACCUUUUAAUUGAAGUUUUUCUAUUUUCGGGUUUUUUAAUAUUUUUUUUUUUUUUUAGUUUUAGGUUGACACAAUAUCUUUAUUUUAUUUUUAUGUGGUGCUGAGGAUUGAACCCAGUGCCUCAUGCAUACGAGGUGAUCACUCUACCACUGAGUUGCAACCCCAGCCCCUCUAUUUUUGGGUUUUAAUUGUGAAAAUCUACCUCCUCACUGAUUUAAAAGAGGGCUGAAUCGAGUGUUCCUAGUCUCUCUGUGUAAUAUGAAAUGAAAUGAGUGACAGUGUAAGUGAUUUGGUAAAUGUGAAACCAUUGGCUCAUGAUUCCUAGGUAAUUUUUAAGCAGUGCCCUGUAGUGUGUACCAUAACCUAAUGGUGUUGCAAAAUAUUUAAAAGUUAACUAAAAUGUACGUUAGCCUCAUGACCAAUGGCAUUUCUAGUCAACUCUAAAGAAGAAAGACACUGUGGAAUGCUAGAAGCACUGGACUAGAAUCCAUUUUCAACUUUGUGGGUGAGUUGCUGCUUCUUUGCUGAAAAGUCACUGCCCCUUUCUAAAACAGAGUUUAUUUCUUUAUUAAUGUGAAUUGAAUAAUAUGACUUCUAGGAGCCUCUCCACCUUAUUUAUGUAAUAUAUUGACAAGACAUUUUUACCUUCAUUUUACUGAUGAGGUACCAGAGACUCACAAAUUGCAUGACUUUCUUAAGUUUGUAUAGCCAUUUAGUAGCAAAGCUAGGACACGAAGUCGGUUUUUAUUUCCAGUUCUGCAUAUUUCAGAUACUGUUCCACAUUCUGGAUUUUGUUUUUGGUGUUGGUGGUUUAUAAUAAUCUGUUGAAUUUAAAAAGCAAUGGGGUUUUGUAAGUUUAAUUAAAAUGGAAAUUAUUCAUAGAAAUGCGUAUUUUGAUUAAUUUGUGUAAAAGUAGAUUCUUUUUGUUGUGUGGUUCAGAUACUUCCCUAACACUGUAUUUCCAUUUCUCCGAUGGGAGGUUUUCUUUAAGAUCUCAAAAAUCCACUCUGCUGCUUAUUACAUCAUUACAAUGUACUACUUCUGUGUAAUAGGACAAUGACAAGAAUGGAAUUUAAAUAAUUUGGUAUGUGAGUCUUAACUGAUGGUGAGACUUUGUGGCAGAUAUUUGACUCUCAUCAUUGUAGCCCAUAUAUAAAGUGUUCUGCAAGCACCUGUGAUUCUGCCUUGAAUUUUUUUCAGCUAUACACAGAGCAGAAGAUAAUGCCCUGGGAGCAGCCUUCAGCCAGUGAUGGAUGGGAGUUGGAGGAUGAUUAUUCUAGCUUUGUUAUCUUUCUGGUGAUAGUCUCAGGCAUUUUUGACUGUUGUCUAGAAUUCCCAGAAAGACUGGUCAUCACUGCUCAUAGCAGGAAACUCUAAUACAUAUUUUUUAUUUCCUCUCUUCUCUGUAUCACUUCCUGUUCUUUUAUCACUGUUUCCUGGGAUUACCUCCUAAAUAAGCCUCUUGAUGUUGAAACCUUGUUUAAAAGUUUAUUUUUUGGACAAACUAUGAUUCUUUAUUAUGGAAAUUAUUUAUUAAUAGUGUUCAUAUUGUAUUUUUAAAGAUUUCUUUUGGAUAAAAUCUGAAAUUGUAUUUUAAUAUUCUAUUUUAAUUUGUCUUAUAAUUCCAUCCUUGUUCAGUUUAACUUAUUUAGUUUCACUUUAUCACAAGGAAAAGACUCAAGGUUAGAACUAAAAGAAAAGGUUAGAACUCAAGUAGAAAUGUAAAGCAAAAGAUCUUAGGUGGAAAUCUUUCUACACAGUCUUUUAUAAAAUUAUAGGGUGGUAUUGUGAAUAACUUAAGGACAAAAUAGGUUAUAUAUUUUUGUAGAAAUUGAUUUAAAAUGGAAUUUUUUCAGUCUCAGAGAUUAUUUGGUAGUUGGGUCCAGUUUUCUCAUAUUUUACCAAGACCUGCUUAUUCAUAAUCAGCGACUACGAAAGCCUUACCCAACAUUGAUUGUAAAAAUAAAUUUAGUGCAUAGAUAAUUUCUACAAAGAUUAUUCUGUGGUGUUUGUUAAAGCAAAACUUUCUGUGAUCUUAUUAAGAAAUGUGAAAUUUACGAAUUGAACAAGUUCCACAUUAAAUUUGAAGUACAUUGUAAGUAAAAAAGAAACUAUGCGGUCAAUUCUGAGUUGGGUUCUUUGUGUGGAUUAUUCUAUUUGGAUAAUUUGUUGCUUUGUUUGCCUGUGUUUCUUGCAUCUUGUAUUGUUCUUUAAUAUCUUUAAAUUUUUUUAAAAUUGUACUGGUUUUUAUAAUAAUUAUUUUUUAAAUGAUGUAGAAAUUAGUAUUUUUGGCAUGUUAUUCAGUCUUCUUUCCUAUGUAAAAUGAAUGUGAUUUGUGUGUCUCAAAUAUAGUUAUAUAUUGAUUUUGUGAGAUGUAACAUGGAUGAAAUUGUUAGCAAGGGUAUAAUUCUAUUUAUGAAGCUCUAGUAAGAUUAGCAUUCAUGAUAAAUUAGCAAUAAGAAAACAUUUAAAUAAUAUAUUUUAAUAUGUUGGUUAUUAAAUAACAUCUUUAGAUUAAUCUUUUUUUUUUUUUUUUAAAGCAAAGAUACCAGGUGGUAGAUACAAUCUGUUUAGUUGCCUUGUGGCAUUCUCAGAUUCUACCAUGUACUUGUGGCUAUAUGAUGGGACAUUUUUUGACUCUGAAACUGUACUUGUCUUUUGUAAUGGUCAAGAUCAACUGGGUGAUUAGAUUGGAUAAUUUGGUUUUGGGGAAAACCUGUCUUUCACUUGGGACAUAUCAAACUGCUUUAAAGUGACACCCUCACAGAUCUAAAUGGUGGCACAGUGGAAUAAGGUUAUCUGGUAAUUAUUUGCAAAUAUGCUUGUUUUGGUAAAAAAUCUUGUUGCUUUUUUAGACAUAUUAUUUCCAAAUAGCUAUGUAAUUUAUUACUCUAUUCAGACUCGAGCCUUUUGGCAUUUCAGCUAUCCCAUUAUAGCAAGUUAAAAAUCUGUGUAAAGAACUAGAUGUUUUAAAAACUUGUCCAGAAAGCUGGCCCAAUUUCUGGACAGUAAGUAACUUCUACAAGGAAUACUAAGAUAAAAUUGUUAAAAAUGGGGGAUGUCCUUUUAAUAUCUUAGCUGGAAGCUGAAUCCAUGUGUUAAAUAUAACUUAUAAAGCAAGUCUAGAAAAUAGUCUGUUUUCAAAAAUGUACAUAAUUUCCAUUACCAGUAGACCUCUUAUAAACUACAUUUAUACUAAGUAUUGAAGUUCAUUUGAGUCUUUGUUAGGCUUAAGAUGUAUUUGUUUUAUUAGUAUGUCAAAUAUUUGUGUUUGACAUUGUUGUCUCUGUGGAUGUUAUUUUGAUGAGUGUUAUGUAAAGGGUUAGUCUAUACAUGAAAGUUCCACUUUGUAUAAUUGGUAUCUUGUAGUAAUCUAGUCCUUGAUAAAUUUGUUUCAUUUUUUGCCAUUUAAAAAAUCUUCACUUUUAUUAUCUCUAGGGAAACAAUUUUUAACUAAAUGGUAGUAUUAUUAAUUAAAUAGUGAAAGUUUUAAUAUUGUUAAUGCUAUAAUAAUUUAUGAUGAAAUUUAGCUCUGGUAUUUUACAUGGAGUUUUAAGGUCUAAAAGAUAUCACUCUUCACUCAUGAAUUAAUAUAAUAGAGUUAUCAAUGUUAGAUCCAAAAUUGCUUAAUUAUAACGUUGUAAUAGUAAUCUAGAGACUUUUUUAUUAUUUACAAGUGGAUUUCUGUUUUCAAUUCAAUUAAGCUUAUUUGAAAUGGAGAUUUAAAUAAUCUUUCAGAUAAUAGAAGUAUGGUAAUUAUGUAGUGUUACUAGCUUAUUACUUGAAAAGCACUUUGGUUCAGUGUAUGAUAUCAGCUUUUAUAUGAUACAGUUACAUGUUCUUUUGUGUUUUCCAUGGAAUUUUAGCUUUUUAAUUGAGGAGAGAGGUGUCUAUAAUAGCUUGAGAUUUCUGUGCCCAACUUGUGGACAGAAGUUACUCCUGCUAUAAAAUGGUUUAGGAAAAAUAUUUUCAGCAGAAAUAUUUUAAUAAUUUUAGUAUUACAUUGUAACAGAAAGCUGUUUGGUUGGAAUCUGUAGCUUUUCUUACCGGCUUCUAUCUUGUUCUCCCCACCCUCCCUCUUCUCUGUUUUUUAAAUUUUAGUGGUUAUAUUGCCACUGCCUUCUCUACGAGUUUAGGCUUACUAGGCAUUUGAAAUUGGAGUUGUUUUCAAUGAAUUUUAGUCUUUCUGGCCAAGAUGAACUCCCCUCCCUCUAAAUAAUGAGAGAUAUUUUCUAAUAUCAGAGCUUGCAGCAUUCAAUAUUCUUAAAGAAAAACAUGAACCUUUACCAAGUUUUUUACUCAUUUGCAGUUCAGCAGAGGAACAUCCUCAAGAAAGUAACAGAUGGAUUAUGUAAGAAAAUAGAGCCAUUAAGGCUUUUGGGCAUGGGAAUUUUGUCAUGUUCAAUGAAGAAUAAUGUUUUGUCAAAUGAAGAAUAACGAGGUUCUAUAAGUAAAAAACAUAAGACAAAUAUUAAUCAUGUUUUUUUAAAUCCUUGGGGAAAAGAUACUAUAUAUUUUAGUGAUCUUCUAUGUAUUUAGGAACUAAAGUGGUAAAUACUGAGAUACCUGUCUGCUUCCCCUUUUUUAAGUUAAUUGACAGCUCCCUCCUUUUAACACAGGUAAUUCAAUAAUAUUGUUAUUGGUUAAAAUUCUAUUGUGCUAUCAUCUGCUGACAUUUAAAAAAUCCCUUUCCUUUUUAACAUAAAAGAUACUGUUAUGAAGAUAAACAAUAUCUGUCCAUUUCCAUUCUUCUUUUCUCUCUUUGCAGUUCCCCCUAAGAUAUUAAAAACAACAGCAGCAGCAGCAGCAGCAGCAGCAACAACAACAGAGGUCUACUUUUCCAAUCUUGAAGAGGAACUUGGGUUUUCACUUUUUAGUGAUACCUAGACCUGUAGCUUCUAGUUGUAGAUAAAGUAUUCAUUCUCUGGUUUCUUCUUCAGCCAGACAUUAAAAAAAUGGAGACUGGAGCACAGAUGAUUUACUACCCGACAUAUAGCAGACCUGUGUAUGAGUACAGUAAUGGUAUUGGGCACAUUCUCCCAUUUUGAUGUUCAAGCAUACUUUAGGUUCCCCUCCCUCUAAAUUAUCACUAACCUUCCUUCCAGUUUUCCUUCUCUUUUCUGUUUUCCCCUUCUCUUUUUUUGAAACAUAUUUGGGAAGAAAAACCCUAUAGGUAUGCAGUUAAUUUAUAUUCUUAAUUAAUGUCCAGACCUUUAGCUUUACCUCCUAACAGAGUAGCUUUGCCCUCAAUUGUACCAUGCUGAGUUAGUUCAUUGUCCUUCUAAAUGUUACUAUCAAGUUAGAUAGCCUGUAAGAGUAUUGAACUUUAUAAUGUACCAAUAAAAAAUGUGGAAUGAAUAAAAAAAAAGUAUUGGAUUUAAGGAAAAGGGUGAAAGGAAGAAAUAAGUUUUUAAAGGCAUCAGGUUUCAUUGCUCAUGACAAUUUUUGAUCUUAUGUCAAAUAAAAAAUCAUUCAUAAGGAAAACAAAUCAUUUUAUAGAAGUGUCUGUAAAUAUGUAUGUAUUUGUGUUGUUUUCUUUAUCUCCUAAAAUUAUUAAUAAAAAUUGCUUAUAAGUUUC
Marmota monax (woodchuck) is the source of this 13058-nucleotide messenger RNA. RefSeq names its product mediator of cell motility 1 (gene Memo1). The transcript has 9 exons. The record is from RefSeq and is a predicted model, not a curated record. The coding region runs from base 142 to 1035 and encodes 297 amino acids. Lineage: Eukaryota; Metazoa; Chordata; Mammalia; Rodentia; Sciuridae.